Messenger RNA from Engraulis encrasicolus (European anchovy), 1308 nucleotides. RefSeq names its product ATP-sensitive inward rectifier potassium channel 10-like. Gene Ontology annotation, molecular function: inward rectifier potassium channel activity. The transcript is spliced from 9 exons. Gene Ontology annotation, cellular component: plasma membrane. Gene Ontology annotation, biological process: potassium ion import across plasma membrane; regulation of monoatomic ion transmembrane transport. The coding region runs from base 1 to 1308 and encodes 435 amino acids. NCBI's taxonomy places the organism in Eukaryota, Metazoa, Chordata, Actinopteri, Clupeiformes, Engraulidae. The record is from RefSeq and is a predicted model, not a curated record.
AUGACGCUGGCCACGCCCCCUUCGUCCCGGGGCUCCUCCCCCCACCAGAAGCUCUGCCAUUCACAGACCCAGACGGAUGUUCUCAAGCCACUCCUGGGUGGAGCAGGUCUCCACCAAUCAGCAGCCCAGCAGCGCAGGCGGAGGCGGGUCUUGUCCAAGGAUGGGCGGAGUAACGUGAGGAUGGAGCAUGUCAGUGGUCGCGGGACACUAUACCUGAGGGACCCCUGGACCACCUUUGUGGACAUGCAAUGGAGGUACAAGUUGGUGUUCUUCUGUGCGACUUUUGUCGGGACCUGGUUCAUCUUUGGCCUGCUGUGGUACCUCCUGGCCUUCCUGCAUGGGGACCUGCUGGAGUUCGACCCGCCUGCGAACCACACCAUUUGCGUGAUGCAGAUGCAGACCCUGACGGGGGCGUUCCUCUUCUCUCUGGAGUCCCAGACUACCAUUGGCUACGGUUUCCGCUGCAUCACGGAGGAGUGCCCGCCCGCCAUCAUCCUGCUGAUCCUACAGCUCCUCAUCACCACGGCGAUGGAGAUCUUCAUCACCGGAACAUUCUUGGCCAAGGUGGCUCGGCCUAAGAAGAGAGGGGAGACGGUGCGCUUCAGUCAGCACGCGGUGGUGUCCAGUCACGAGGGCCGGCCGUGUCUGAUGAUCCGCGUGGCCAACAUGCGCAAGAGCCUCUUACUGGGCUGUCAGGUGACAGGUAAACUCCUGCAGCCCUGUGUCUCUAAAGAGGGCGAGACGGUUCGUUUGGAGCAGAGGAACGUGGCGUUCAGCGUGGACACAGCCAGCGAGAGUCCCUUCCUGAUCUUACCGCUCACCUUCUACCACAUCAUAGACUCCAACAGCCCCCUGCGAGCCUGGGCGGCUAAAGGUGGGGGCUGGUCGGACCCUGAGCUGGCCGACUUUGAGCUGCUGGUGAUGAUGAGUGCUACAGUCGAACCCACCUCCGCUAUGUGCCAGGUGCGCACCUCCUAUCUGCCGGACGAGAUCCUGUGGGGCUACGAGUUCCCGCCAGUUGUCUCCCUCUCCCCAUCGGGCAAAUACGUGGCUGACCUCGCCUACUUUGACAAGGUCGUCAAGACCAAGAGCCCGCCGCUUUUCAAGCAGACUCCGCCCACCUCCCCGGGCCAUCGUCACGGAUACCAGAAUGCCGGCGGAGAAGGGGGCGGGACUACUACGACCACCAUGGACCCAGAGAAGAUCCGAUUGGAGGAGAGUUAUAGGGGGGAGGAGCAAGGAGGGAGAGGAGGAGGGGGGAGGGGCAGGGAUACCAGUCCUCUGAGCGUCCGCAUCAGCAAUGUCUAA